Pseudozyma hubeiensis SY62 is the source of this 2916-nucleotide messenger RNA. Its product is annotated as argonaute-like protein. The record is from RefSeq and is a predicted model, not a curated record. The transcript has a single exon. Gene Ontology annotation, molecular function: RNA binding; protein binding. NCBI's taxonomy places the organism in Eukaryota, Fungi, Basidiomycota, Ustilaginomycetes, Ustilaginales, Ustilaginaceae. Bases 1 to 2916 code for a protein of 971 amino acids.
AUGGUCACCGUCAAGAGCACUUCUUCCGAGGCUCUCACCCUUUACGGUGCUGUGCCUCGUCCCGACGCCGGCAACAAGGCCGGAAAAGCGAUCCGCGUCACCACCAAUCUCUUCGCUGCCACCCUUCGCGGUAAGGCUCUCCAGAGUGUCGAUCUCCUCGCAGUCGAGAUCAAGGCCGUCGACGAACCUGCCUCUUCCGGUCGUCCUGGUCGCUCCGCCGGCCGUGACUCUCUUCCUCCUCGCCUCCUUCGCGAGGUCUUCCAGCAUGCCGUGAGCGUCGCCGCUUGCGACCAAGUCCAGGGCAUCACUGAUGCAUUUGCGCACGCGCUCUGCUUCGAUGGAAGGGCUCUCGCAUACACCUGCGUGCCUGCUCCGGCCCAGGUCCUCGAGUGGGAGGUCAACCUGCCUCCCAGGACCGACCUCGCCCCGGUCCCGGGUGCUCCCGGCGCGGUUGCUCCCCCGCCUCCUCCCGCUGGUCGUGGCGAUAACGACCGUCGAUUCGCCAUCAAGCUUUCGCACGCUCGCAACAUCGACUUUCAGCUCGUGCUCCACGCUUGCCGCGGCGACCGUCGUGCGAUCAUGGCCCAGGCCGCCAACCCUGCGGAACUCAUCCAAGACGGUCUGCAGGCUCUCGACAUCGUCCUCCGCAGCGGUCUGCACGGUCGUUACAUGUCCGGCACCACGCAAGCUGCCGCGCGCAAGUUCUUCGACGUUACGAAAGCUAUCCCGAUAGCUCAAGGCGCCGAGGUGAUGCCCGGUUUCUUCCAGUCGGCCCGUCCGUGCGCAGCCGGUCUCGUCAUCAAUCUUGACCCCGCCUUCUCCCCUUUCGUCGCCAGUGGUCCCCUUAUCGAAGUCGCCGCCAAGACUCUUGGUAUGGGCGGCGGCGCCGGCGGCUUUGGCGGUCGUGGUGGUGGACGCGGUGGCCGUGGCGGACGCGGUGGUCGUGGUGGUCGUGGUGGCUUUGGCGGCUAUGGUGGCGACUCCAGUGGCGGCCCUUCUGGCGGACCGCCCAGUCUCCACAGCCUGUCCGAGAUGGACAAGCGUGAGCUGCGAAAGCGCCUCAAAAACAUCGAGAUCCGUGUCACUCACCGCGCUACCAACAAGCUGGAAUCGUUCCAGGGCUUCACGCCUCGCUCGGCUCAGGACACCGUCUUCAGCGACAAGAACGGCAGAGAGCUCACCAUCGCCCAGUACUUUUUCGAAAGGUACAACCACCGUCUCCGUCACCCGAACCUUCCCUGCGCUCAGCUUGGCCCCAAGAAGAACGCCGUUCCGAUGGAGCUCUGCAUCGUCGUGCCCAAAGGCCCGCUCCCCGCCACGAGCCUCACGCCGAACCAGUCGGCCGAUCAGAUCAGGUACUCGGCCCUUCGCCCAGACAAUCGCAAGCGCCGAGUCGACGAGAUCCGCCACGAGGUCGGCUACGACAACGACCCCAUGCUGGCACGCUGGGGCAUCACGAUUAGUUGUACGCCUCUCGAGUCUGACGCUCGCGUCGUGAGUCCUCCUAGUGUCUCCUAUGCACAGGGAUCCCGAGGAGGUCCCGUGAGAGACGGCGCCUGGAACCUCGUGGGCGCCAAGUUUAUCAAGCCCGGCACUGAUCUCGUCACCUGGGGCGUCCUCAACUACUCUCGCGCCUCGAUCAGCGACGUUCAGAACUUCGUCGUAGCUCAGGUACAGUCUCUCAAAUCACUCGGUGUUCGCGUCCUGAACGAAAGACCCAUCAUUAAGAAUCACGGUCCCGACCCGAACGCUGUCCAAGGGCAGAUGCAGGAGCUCGGUAAAGCUGCGUUCGGUGCUGCAAGGGAGCUCCUUCGAGGCGGGAAGCCGCCCGCUCCACAACUCUUGAUCGUGGUACUCGAAGGGCAAGAUCAGUCGUUUUACAACGCAAUCAAGAAGGCCGCCGCUCUCGAUCUCACCACUCCCGUCGCCACGCAGUGCAUCAACACGCGCAAGGCUUUCAACCAAAAGGGACAGCAGCAAUACGUUGCCAAUGUAUCGAUGAAGAUCAACGCCAAGCUCGGAGGAACUAACCACGUCGUCUCCAGCGAGCGCGACCUUCCGCAAUUCGGCUCGCAGACUAUGCUCGUUGGUGCUGAUGUCACUCAUCCCGGCGCUGGAUCUGACCGCCCCUCAAUCGCUGGCUCGGUCGCUACCAUGGAUGGCGGUGCUAGGCGCUACUCGUUCGAGCUUCGUACUCAGACGAACCCUCGUGGUGGCGCUGCGCAGGAGGUGAUGCUUCACUUCAAGAGCAUGAUUCUCGGCCACCUCAAAAAAUGGCAAGCAAACAACCAGGAUCGUCUUCCGGAAUCGAUCGUCUUUUUCCGCGAUGGAGUCUCCGAGGGUCAGUACCAAUCCGCGCUCGACAACGAGCUCGCCGCUAUGAAGGCUGCCGCCCGCGAAAUCCGACCGGACGCAAAGAUCAAGGUCUCGUUCAUCAUCUGCGCCAAAGGCCAUCACGUGCGUUUCUUUGCAAGGAACCCCUCCGACACCGACCGCUCUGGAAAUCUGCCUGCCGGCACUGUUGUCGACACCAACAUUGUCUCGCCUUUCGGAUUCGACUUCUACCUUCAGUCGCAAGCUGGCCUCGUGGGCACCGCUCGACCUUGCCACUACGUAGUGUUGCGCAACGAGAUGAACUUCUCAAGCGAGAAUCUGAUCCGCUGCGUCAACUCGCUCUGCUACUCUUACUGCCGCGCCACCCGAGCUGUGUCUCUCGUUCCUCCCGCCUACUACGCCGACAUUCUUUGCGAGAAGGCUCGCGCUUUCGUCUAUGCCGAUGAUGAUGCCUCGACGGUGGUAUCUUCGGGCUCGGGAGGUGACCGAGCUAUUCGGGAGAUCACGGACGAGGAGUCCAGAGCCAUGAUGGCCCAUUUCCACAAGAACAAGGUCUUUGCCGAAUGUCUCUGGUACAUGUAG